Molecule: messenger RNA, 471 nt
Organism: Daldinia loculata
Lineage: Eukaryota; Fungi; Ascomycota; Sordariomycetes; Xylariales; Hypoxylaceae
Exons: 3
Coding region: 1-471 (156 amino acids)
Source: RefSeq, a predicted model, not a curated record
AUGAAUUCCAAAGUAGCAAACCCUGCUCGACAUCAACGUCGUGCCGACGGCAUUGUCGAUCUUCUCGUCGUGCAUGUGUUGGGCAGCGCUCCAUUCGUCAGCAUCGGCCACUCCGUCUCGACUAGCGAUCUCGUCCCAAGAAAACCGCCCACCAAUGUCCCGGGUGCAUCCUCAUCCUCAUCCUCAUUAUACUCAUCAUCCUCAUCACAACACACUGCCGCACUUGUCGCCCUUCGAACGAAAAGGACAAGGGUCAUCGUCAUCGAUCCGGGUUUUCAAGACGUGAGAUUAGCAAUCCUCGCAGAUGAAUGUGACGUGUUAUUGUCGACCUAUCUUCUAGAUCGGGCUGAGCCGGCACCUCUCGCGCCAUAUGCCUGCCUGCCUCCUCAUACAGACAGCCACCACCACUUCAAUACGAAUGAAUAUACCAACCAGCACCAGCACGGCGGACCAACGACGACGAACAAUUGA